Molecule: messenger RNA, 261 nt
Organism: Lathyrus sativus (Indian pea)
Lineage: Eukaryota; Viridiplantae; Streptophyta; Magnoliopsida; Fabales; Fabaceae
Source: the annotation of a GenBank genome assembly
AUGGCAACGUCCUUUUGGCCUUUAAACAUGCAAGGAUCAAAAUCUAAAGAGGUCACCAGCAACGGUCGUUGGUCUGAGCUGCGUGGCCUAGUGUGCGGCAGCUAUGUUCAGAGGUUCAACGGAGAUAGUGUCAUGGACGACGCUUGUAUCGAGUUCGUGCAAAUGAAAUCGCGACGCACGGCGAUGGCGACUGCAUUCACGUCGUGGUUGAAGGUUAACCAAACAAGGCAUGGCGGAGGAAAUAGGCACUCAAAAGCUUGA